CAUGGGGCAAAGUCUGUAGAGCCUUUCCCCGCCAGUGUCCUCGCUUUUUGGCUCGUAAAGUCAGCCUGGUCGUUUGUUAUCACUGAAGCCGCGUCUGCGAACGGAGGGACCAGCUCCGCGCCUCCUGGGUUCCUCUACCUCAUCCUUUGGUGUGGGCCUGAUGCUGCGGCAUGCUCCGGAUUCCUAGAGUGCUGGAGCGAAUUUAAGGAGAUUUUGUUUACGUGUAUGGCAUAGAAGAUGAAUUCGUCCUCCUCCACCAUGAAUGAAGAACCUGAUGCUCUCUCGGUAGUUAACCAGCUCCGGGAUCUAGCAGCAGAUCCGUUAAACCGCAGAGCCAUUGUCCAGGAUCAGGGAUGUCUGCCCGGCCUUAUUUUAUUUAUGGACCAUCCCAACCCCCCUGUCGUCCACUCGGCUUUGCUCCUCUGUCUCCCUAACUUGGCAAGACCACUGGGCUUCCUGCUCCCUGUGCUGCAGUCAGGAACUGCCUCCAAAACGGCUCUUCGAUACUUGGCUGAGUGCCGUGCUAACAGAGAAAAGAUGAAAGGAGAGCUGGGUAUGAUGUUAAGCUUGCAGAAUGUUAUACAGAAGACUACAACUCCAGGAGAAACAAAACUGCUGGCCUCUGAAAUCUAUGACAUUCUUCAGUCUUCCAAUAUGGCAGAUGGUGAUAGUUUCAGUGAAAUGAAUUCACGUCGAAGGAAAGCUCAGUUUUUUCUGGGAACCACAAACAAACGUGCCAAAACAGUAGUUUUGCAUAUAGAUGGUCUUGAUGAUACGUCUCGGAGAAACCUGUGUGAAGAGGCUUUGUUAAAAAUUAAAGGUGUUAUUAGCUUUACUUUUCAAAUGGCCGUUCAAAGAUGUGUGGUGCGAAUCCGUUCAGACCUGAAAGCAGAGGCUUUGGCAUCAGCCAUAGCAUCAACCAAGGUUAUGAAGGCUCAGCAAGUUGUGAAAAGCGAAAGUGGAGAAGAGAUGCUGGUCCCAUUCCAAGACACACCUGUGGAAGUAGAACAGAACACAGAGCUGCCCGACUACCUGCCUGAGGAUGAGAGUCCCACAAAGGAGCAGGACAAAGCCGUGUCCCGGGUGGGCUCACACCCAGAGGGUGGAGCUAGCUGGCUGAGCACAGCGGCAAACUUUUUAUCCAGAUCAUUUUACUGGUGACUUCAUUUUGGGGCUCGAGGACUGUAUAAAUGAACAAGGGGCCAGUUUUCCAUUGUUGUGGUGAACUGUCAAGUGCAAUUUGCAAUAAGUUAUCAUGAAAAGUUUCUAGAUUACAUGAUUGAGAAUGCUGCAUUUUACAUUUUAUUGGACAUUUUACCCCACUAAGUGGUAAGAAGGGCAGAGGCAACAAGUGGAGUUGCUUUGUUUAUGAAGGUAUUUUGGUUUUGUUUUCCUUUGUUUAAUUGCCUCACAUUUUAAAAAACAUGGGUCCACUGUUAAACCAAACAUGUAUUUGUGCAGCUUUACAUUUUAUUUUACACGAAGCACAUGAUUAGGAAAACUUGUUUUCUUAAGCCUCAGGAUCUAUCUGAAGAGAAGGGUUUUUUUUGUUUUUUUUUUUUAAGCUCAAGUUGUGCAUGAAUUACUGAAAACUUUUCUCUGCCUUUUCUCGUGAAAGACACUUGCUUUGGUACUCUUCACUGAAAGUUGAAAGCAUUUCUCAUUACUCCCCUUUUGUGCCUUUUUUAUUUUGCCAACCAUGUUUAUAGAAAGGACGUUACUAAUGACAUUUUGUGAAUUAAAACAUACUCAUUGGAAUGUAACAGUCCCCUAAAAAUACAACUCUACGAAAACUUGGCAAUCUUAUUUAUUAUAAUUUUUUAAAGAUUAACACAGAAUCAGUCGAGAAGGAAACGUGUAUCAGCAAAGUGUUAUUGGAGACUAUUUGAAUGUGACCAAAUGUGGUUCUAGUUGACUACUGUUCAGUUUGGUUUAUAUCAGCUCUUCAGAAUUAUGUCCACCCUAAUAUUGGGAGUGACUGUAAAUGGUCUCUAGGCCUUACUUUGUGAUUACACACUGUCCCCUGCUAGGGGAAAAGAAAAAUGGUAGUGAAGAACUGACAAACUUGAAAAAAGGAAACAAAAAUGGAAUGCCUAUCGUGCCGUAGUGCUGUUUGGUAGAGUCUAACUUUGAAACAUAAAUUGCGUGGCAGAUACCUAUUCAGUAGGCGUUUCCUUUUAUUGCCUUUUGUGAGUUUAUUAUGGACAUGCAGUCAUAUUGAAUGAAAAGGAAAAAAAGACUCAAAUUAUUGCUUAUAAAGAAAUAAAGCCAGCAUUUGUGCGUCCACUGAAACGUGUUUCUCAUGUUCAGCUAGGGAAAAAAAAAACAAAAACAGGACUUCAGCAAAGGUAAGAUAAAUAUAAAUAUAUAUACAUAUAUAUUUUUGGUAGAUAAGAGCUAAUUACAUAUAUGUAAUGCUUUAUUAAAUUUCUAAAAUAUUUGGCAACUAAACAUUUUCUUUGGGAAAUUUGACUAACUCCAGAUAAAUUUUAAUGCUAAUAUGAUUAAAAAGUAAUAGGAGGAAAUUGAAAACUUUCUUCAUCAACAUUUAGAGCUGCUAUUUUACUGCUUGGAGAAUGUGAAGUGAACAUUAGACCCUGGAGGGUUUCCUUGCAUUUUCAUCGCUUCUCUUUUAGAGAAAACUAAAAGCAUCCAGUGUCACUGGAGAAAAAUUAUUGUAAAAUACUUCACCAACAAGAAUCUUGAGUUCAAGAACAUUGUGAUGCUAUGGAGGGAGGGGUGUUGAGGGAAUGGAGAGUGAGAUUUUUUUCAUCUGGGCUCUGAUUCAGGUGAUGUGCACCACUGAAGAUACAAGCUUUCAGGGCAUGUAUCGCUUUAAAUGCCUAAUACAACUUGCUGCCAGACCAGAUGUGUUAGGAAAAACAAAACAAAACAAAACCAAACCAAACCACCUCCUUUCUAUAGCCAUUGAAACAAAGUUUACUGUUCUGUUUUAACAAGUUUGUAUUUUAUUUUGCAUUGCCACACAUCUGCUUAUUUAAAACAACAACAUCCCUUCGGUAGUAAUGGUUCAGCACAAGUAGGUAUUACAGCUUGAUGUUUGUGUGUUCUAAUUCUCAGUGUUCUUCCGAUUCCAGGUCUUAUAGAGCAGUUAAGGCAACUGUAACGGCAUUUUUUGAAAUAUAUUGUAAAAUAAUAAAAGGUAACAUAAUUAAAA
Molecule: messenger RNA, 3178 nt
Organism: Hippopotamus amphibius kiboko
Lineage: Eukaryota; Metazoa; Chordata; Mammalia; Artiodactyla; Hippopotamidae
Gene: ARMC1
Product: armadillo repeat containing 1
Exons: 8
Coding region: 238-1161 (307 amino acids)
Molecular function (GO): protein binding; metal ion binding
Source: RefSeq, a predicted model, not a curated record